AUGAGUCCUAGGAACAGCUCACUGUCACACACAGAGUCCAACUCAACUCCAUCUAACCCAUCCCUACACAAUUCUUGUAGGGCAGAGCUACCUCUGAGAAGACUGGAACUUUACUGGAACUGGAGCAGAGAGGACAGACAGAACACUUUAGUGAACUUGGACCCCAGGAAUUGGCCACUGGUGAGCACUGUAGUGCUUCACAGGCAACCAACCAUAAAAAAGAAGAACUUUACACCAUUCUUGUCAUUCUGAAAGGCUAUAAAACCAGAGUCUAAUCUCCAUCAUCAUACAGGAAGCCAAGAACUUCCUACUAGGUUGGGACCUUGAACCUUGAAUUCAUAAAGACCCUCAAAGGCCCAGAAACAAAGUCUGUGUGGACAAAAUACUCUGGAAACACAGACUCACUGUCUUUAACAGAAAAGUAAAUUCAGAAGCUAUUAUUCCUGACCAGUUCCUCGCCAAAGGAUGGAGAUUUCAGAUAUCACAGAAGCCUACCCCACAACCACAGAAUUUGACUAUGGGGACUCCACUCCAUGCCAAAAGACUGAUGUAAGAGCCUUUGGGGCUGGACUCCUGCCCCCCCUGUAUUCUCUCGUGUUCAUCAUUGGAGUGGUGGGCAAUGUCCUAGUGAUUCUGGUGCUCAUGCAGCAUAGGAGGCUUCAAAGCAUGACCAGCAUCUACCUGUUCAACCUGGCUGUCUCUGAUCUGGUCUUCCUUUUCACUUUACCUUUCUGGAUUGACUACAAGUUGAAAGACAACUGGAUUUUUGGUGAUGCCAUGUGCAAGCUUCUCUCUGGGUUUUAUUACCUGGGCUUAUACAGUGAGAUCUUUUUUAUCAUCCUGCUGACGAUUGACAGAUACCUGGCCAUUGUCCAUGCUGUGUUUGCCCUGAGUGCCCGAACUGUUACUUUUGGCAUCAUCACCAGUCUUAUCACCUGGGCCCUAGCCAUCUUAGCUUCCAUUCCUGCCUUAUACUUUUUUAAGGCCCAGUGGGAGUUCACUCACUAUACCUGUAGCCCUCAUUUCCCCUAUAAGAGCCUGAAGCAGUGGAAGAGGUUUCAGGCUCUAAAGUUAAACCUUCUUGGACUAAUUUUGCCUCUGUUAGUCAUGCUAAUCUGCUAUGUAGGGAUCAUCAGAAUUCUGCUCAGAAGACCCAAUGAGAAGAAGGCCAAAGCCGUGCGUCUGAUAUUUGCUAUUACUCUUCUAUUCUUCCUCCUCUGGACCCCCUAUAAUCUGAGUGUAUUUGUUUCUGCUUUCCAAGAUGUUCUAUUCACCAAUCAGUGUGAGCAGAGCAAGCAACUGGACCUGGCCAUGCAGGUGACUGAAGUGAUUGCCUACACCCACUGUUGUGUCAACCCAAUCAUUUAUGUUUUUGUGGGUGAACGGUUCCGGAAGUACCUUCGGCAGCUGUUUCAAAGGCAUGUGGCUAUACCACUGGCAAAAUGGCUGCCCUUCCUCUCUGUGGACCAACUAGAAAGGACCAGUUCUAUAUCUCCAUCCACAGGAGAACAUGAGCUCUCUGCUGGCUUCUGAUUCAGACCAUAGAUGUCAACCAAGGUCUAAGAAGAGAAUGAGGAGACAGUAUAUUGCUCUCCAAGACCGAUACUGACAGUUCUUACAGUCAGGAUUCCCAAUCUUGUAGAGUCAAAGGAAACUUAGAGGUAGCUUAGGUAUAAGUCACCUCUUUAAUUGUUUCCUUGAACUUCUGUUAGAAAGGAGAUGAAUAAACAAAGUGGGGCAUUCCAGAAACUGGAAUAAUGGUGACAAUGAGUGGCGUGGGCCCAAUAAGAGAUAGGAUCUGUGGUUAUUAAUUUAAAAACAAAGCCACUACUUUUACUGAAUUCAAUUCCUAAUGAUGUUAUAUUCUGAAAAAAAAUUAAAGCAUUGUAAUAGAGAAGAAUUUUGCAUACUUGCAUAUUGACAUAUAUUAUAAAGUAUAAGAUGUUAUGUCAAAAAAUUAAAACUGUAACAAACUAAA
This is a messenger RNA of Mus caroli (Ryukyu mouse), 1978 nucleotides long. RefSeq names its product C-C chemokine receptor type 1. The record is from RefSeq and is a predicted model, not a curated record. Gene Ontology annotation, cellular component: membrane; external side of plasma membrane; cytoplasm. Gene Ontology annotation, biological process: calcium-mediated signaling; positive regulation of cytosolic calcium ion concentration; inflammatory response. Gene Ontology annotation, molecular function: chemokine (C-C motif) ligand 7 binding; chemokine (C-C motif) ligand 5 binding; C-C chemokine receptor activity. NCBI's taxonomy places the organism in Eukaryota, Metazoa, Chordata, Mammalia, Rodentia, Muridae.